Panicum virgatum (switchgrass) is the source of this 1817-nucleotide messenger RNA. Its product is annotated as serine carboxypeptidase 1-like. Lineage: Eukaryota; Viridiplantae; Streptophyta; Magnoliopsida; Poales; Poaceae. The transcript is spliced from 8 exons. Gene Ontology annotation, biological process: proteolysis. The record is from RefSeq and is a predicted model, not a curated record. Gene Ontology annotation, molecular function: serine-type carboxypeptidase activity. The coding region runs from base 35 to 1561 and encodes 508 amino acids. Gene Ontology annotation, cellular component: vacuole.
UAUCCAAGAUAAUCUUUUCUGUUUCCUCAUUAAGAUGAGGACCGAUGCUUACCUGACACACCUUAUCUUCUUGCUUCUGGUCUCUGUGGCUGUGUUGCACGCUCAUGCGUCGCAGAAAGCUCAGCUCGAGAAUGUGGCUGUGUUGCACGCUCAUGCCUCGCAGCAAGCUCAGCUCGAGAAAUUCAUCUUGUCCAGAAGAGCUAGAACUAGCAGCAGUGAGGCUAGUCUACAUGGGUGGUCUGGUGUCAGUGUGAGGAGCAGCCUCCAAGUCCGAGCAGGGUACUUGGGCUCCGACCAGAGUGCUCUGAAGGCGGCCGACAAGAUCCCGGCGCUGCCAGGCCAGCCGAAGGGCGUCGACUUCGACCAGUACGGCGGGUACGUGACCGUCGACGAGAAGAACGGCCGCGCGCUCUUCUACUACUUCGUGGAAGCGCCGCAGGAUGCGUCGUCGAAGCCACUCCUCCUGUGGCUUAAUGGAGGGCCUGGAUGUUCGUCCCUUGGGUUUGGAGGGAUGCUAGAACUGGGCCCGUUCCGGGUGAACAACGACAACAAAACGCUCAGCAGGAACAGGCAUGCAUGGAACGAAGUGGCUAAUGUGAUAUUUUUGGAGUCGCCCGCUGGCGUUGGAUUCUCCUACUCAAACACAUCCUCUGAUUACGAUGAGAGCGGGGACUCAAAAACAGCAGAGGACGCCUACAUCUUUCUCGUCAAUUGGCUCGAGAGAUUCCCCGAGUACAAGACCCGUGCCUUCUACAUCUCCGGUGAGAGCUACGCCGGUCACUAUGUCCCGCAGCUGGCCGCUACCAUCCUAAGCCACAACAUGCACCACAAUAGAACAAUAAUAAACCUUCAGGGCAUUCUGGUUGGCAACCCAUAUCUAGAUCGUUAUAAAAAUCAGAAGGGGCGCUUCGAGUAUCUGCACAGCCAUGGGCUGUUUUCUGAUGAGGUUUUGGCCAAUGUCACCAGUCACUGCAAUUUCAACUCUUCAGAUGCUGAAGCAUGCUUACGGACAACCGACUGGUUUUACUACGGCCCCGUCGAUCCCUACAACAUAUACGCGCCCAUCUGCAUCGACGAACCUGAUGGAUCCUACCAUUCCAGCAGCUAUCUACCAGGGUACAAUGCAUGUGACUACUAUCCUACAGUAACAUACCUCAAUAAUCCUUUGGUGCAAGAGGCUUUUCAUGCUAGGAAGACUGAAUGGGGUGGCUGCACAGAUCUAGGUUGGAAAGAUGCGCCAGAUUCUAUGGUCCCAACUCUCAAAUGGCUCAUCAAGCAUGGGCUGCCCAUAUGGUUGUUUAGUGGAGAUUUCGAUGCCAUAUGCCCACUCACCGCAACAAGGUACACUAUCCAAGAUCUGAACCUCUCGGUCACAAAGCCAUGGCGUCCAUGGACAGCAAACAUGGAGGUGGGAGGCUAUGUUCAGCAAUACACUGGAGGUUUCACAUUUGUAUCCGUGAGGGCCGCUGGGCAUAUGGUUCCAUCAUUCCAACCUGAGAGAGGACUCAUACUGCUUCACUAUUUCCUCAAAGGGGUGCUCCCACCUUUUACACAAGAAUAGUAAAUUAUAACAACUUUGUACGGCAGGUUGCUUAUCAGUCAGCAACGAAGCUGGAUAACAUGAGGAUGGCGUGAGGGCUGAUAAGCUGUCACCAUUCAAGUCAGCUGUGUUAGUCAUAUAAUUUUUAUGAUUACACAAUACACCCGCUGCUCAAAGUUUGCAAGGCGGGUACAUUGAUAUUACCCUAAGUCGGUGUCUGCAUUGCCACACAAUAUUGAGAUAAUUUAAUACAUAACCUUUAUGAUGAGUUAUCUUU